Triticum turgidum subsp. durum (durum wheat) is the source of this 969-nucleotide messenger RNA. NCBI's taxonomy places the organism in Eukaryota, Viridiplantae, Streptophyta, Magnoliopsida, Poales, Poaceae. The record is from the annotation of a GenBank genome assembly.
AUGUCGUAUUCGAGGUACAGGAGUCGUUCAAGGAGUGUGGACUCGAGUGAUGUUGAGAACCCUGGGAACAAUCUCUUCGUGACUGGUUUAUCAUCUCGUCUAACUGAUCGAGAUCUGGAGAAGCAUUUCUCUACAGAGGGAGAGGUGAUUGAUGCAAGUAUAGUACUUGAUCCAUGGACAAGGGAAUCACGGGGAUUUUGGUUUGUUACCAUGGCUACUCUUAAGGAGGCAGAACACUGCAUCAAAUAUCUCGACCGUUCAGUGCUGGAAGGUCGUGUCAUUACUGUUGAGAAGGCAAAGAGAAGACGAGGCCGAACCCCAACACCAGGAAGGUAUCUGGGCACCAAAUCAUCGCGUGGAAGGAGGUAUUCCCGAAGCAGGUCACCUGUUAGGAGAGACCGUUACAGCUCACGCUACUCGCCUGAGCGAGAACGCUCUUAUUCUCCUUAUCGCAGAGGACGAUCAUACUCUCGUCGUGACAGGCGUAGAUCAUACUCCCCUGAUGAAAGGAGGCGAUACUACUCUCCCUAUGGCAGAAGGAGAUCAUACUCUCCUUCUGACAGGUCGGAGUCUCCCUACGACAGGCGUAGGUCCUACUCACCCUAUGACAGGUCCUACUCACCCCGCCAUGGUCAUCGCCACCGUUCAAGAUCUCCAUACCGUUACAGAAGGCAGAGGUCGCACUCCCACGACCGUUCUGUUUCAGCAUACUACAGCAGGCGCUAUUCUCCAAGGAGCAGAAGACGGAGCUACUCUCGCAGCAUAUCGCCACGCAGGAGCUACUCCCGCAGCUGCUCCCCGGUUUCAGAAGAAUCAAGGAGCUGUUCUCCACGGAAAGGAUGCGCCGGAAGCAAGCCAUCACGCAGCAGGUCACCUGGCAAGAGGCGUUCUAGAGAAAGCUAUGCUCACAGCCGCAGUUCAUGCUCCAGGUCCGUCUCUCGGGAGCGCUCAACCUCAGCAAGCACAUGA